AUGGCUUAGUAUCGACCAUUGAAUGAUGGUUAGUAGAACUUCACAUAGGCUACAAAUCCUCAGAUUAUUGCAGGUUUCUAAGCUUUGAGAAUGAGUGUCGAUUUGGGAAUGCAGCAGAGCGAGUCAGCUCGUAAGAGCUCCAUGAAAGCACAAGCUCUAGUUUCUAGACAAAGUCAAAUGCUUAACCAGAUGAAAGAAUAAAAAAUUAUGGUAAAGGAUGUCAUAGUACCAGUGGACGCUCCAACUAAUACAAAGCCAGAUAUUCUUAAAAAGGCUUAAAAUAAGGGAGAAGAGUACAGGAACAUGGAUGAGCAUAAGGUGGAUGUAAUGACUUUAGCGAACAGAUUGGGAACAAGCAAAGACGAAGGUUUAUCUGAUGACUAAGCUGUGUAAAAGAAUCAAUAAUAUGGUGAUAAUAAAUUAUCAGAAAAAGCGAAGACUCCAUGGUGGAUCAAAUUGAUUAAAGAGAUGAUUUAACCAUUUUCAAUUUUGUUAUGGAUAGCAUCCUUUGCAUGUUUUGCUUUAUAUGGUGUGAAUCCAGAUGCCCUCGGAGCAAAGUCGAACUUGUGGUUGGCAAUCAUUUUAAUUGCAAUUAUCUUACUAACAGGUUCUAUUACCUACAAUCAAUCUGCUAAGGCCGACGCUUUGAUGGAAGGCUUUAAGAAUUUCUUGCCUUAAAAUUGUAUAGUAAUUAGAGGAGGACAGAGGAAACAGGUCCCAGCAGAGAAGAUAGUGCCAGGAGAUAUAGUGGAAGUGAAGAUGGGAGACAAAAUCCCAGCAGACAUCAGAAUUAUACAAUCUCGAGAGAUGAAGGUGGAUAACUCUGCAUUGACAGGAGAAUGUGAUCCAUUAUUGAGAGUGACUGAAUGCACAAGUGAGAAUCCUUUGGAAACAAAGAACUUGGCCUUUUUUGGAACAUUAUGUAAAGAAGGAUCCGGAUUGGGAAUGGUUAUUUAAAUAGGUGACAAGACUAUCAUGGGUCAGAUUGCAGAUUUAGCAACUGGAGGAGAAACACCAGAAACACCAUUGAAUAUUGAGUUGAAGAGGUUCGUUAUUUUGAUUUCUUGUAUUGCUGUUGGUUUGGGUGUCUUAUUUUUGAUUCUCUCAUUGGUUGUCGAAAAGGCAUCAGUAGAUACUGCUGUUGGUUUAAGCUAUUGGUAUUAUUGUUGCAAAUUUUCUUUGGCUAUCACUGCAAAAAGAUUGGCAGAUAAAUAGGUGUUGGUGAAGAAUUUGGAAGCUGUUGAAACUCUUGGAUCAACAAGUUGCAUUUGUUCAGAUAAAACAGGAACCUUGACUUAGAACAAGAUGAGUGUUGAAAAUGUAUGGUAUGAUGGAUUGAAGAGGAGAGCGUUGAAUAGAUUGAUUGCAGGAAAGAAUGCUGAAUAUGAAUAUGAAACUAGUGAUCCAACAUUUAGAGAUUUACACGAUUGUGCUAUCAUUACCAGUGAAGCUAAGUUUAAUAUUCAAGCUAAAGACAAACAAAAUAUCAAUUGGUUAGACACUCCAACUAUAGGAGAUGCCUCUGAAACAGCUUUGAUCAAGUUCUUUUAACCAAUCGAAGACAUUGAAUUAACAAGACAAAGAAGAUAAUUUGCAGAAUUGCCAGAUAAAUCAUUGGCUAAAAUGCCAUUCAACUCAACCAACAAGUUCUCUCUUUGUAUUGUCAAUUGGGAAACUCAUGAUUCCUACUAUUGUGUUUACAUCAAGGGAGCACCUGAAAAAUUGUGGACAUUUUGCAGUUACCUUUUGGUCGAAGGUAGAAAUCAACCUAUUGAUGAAUAAAUUACCUAGAAAUUCAAAUAAGUCAACUUAGCCUUCGGUAGAGGUGGAGAAAGAGUGCUAGGAUUUGCUAAAUUGCACUUACCAAGAGCUGAAUAUCAUAAAGGAUAUUAAUUCAAUUUGAAUUCAGUUGACACACUUAAAUUUAAAUUAGAAGGAUUCACCUUCUUGGGUUUAUUAUCUUUGAUGGAUCCUCCUAAAGUUACUGUACCUCAAGCUAUCAAAAAAUGUUAAUCAGCCGGUAUUAAGGUUAUUAUGGUUACUGGAGAUUAACCACCCACUGCAGGUGCUAUUGCUAAAUAAAUUGGUAUCAUCACUGGUAAGACUGUUGAUGAUCUUUUGGAUGAGAAUCCUUCAAUGUCAUAUGAAGAUGCUUUUAGAUAAGCUCCAGCCAUCGUUAUCCAUGGUGAUUUAAUUGUUUAAGCACUUGAAGAAGAGGCUUCAUAAGGUGAAAAUUUACCUGAACAUUUGAAGGAUAGAAAACUAAGAAGUUGGUGCAGUAAACCUUAAGUUGUAUUUGCUCGUACAUCUCCAGCUUAAAAACUGAUGAUUUCGGGAGUUACAGGAGACGGUGUCAAUGAUUCACCAGCUAUCAAAUAAGGUGACAUUGGUAUUUCAAUGGGUAUAAGUGGAUCUGAUGUUACUAAAGAUGCUGCAGAUAUGAUCUUAUUGAAUGAUGACUUUGCUUCAAUUGUUGACGGCGUAGAAGAAGGAAGAAAGAUCUUCGAUAAUCUUAAAAAAACUAUCGUCUAUCUUCUUACAUCUAAUAUUACUGAGGUGUUCCCAUACGUAGGUGAAAUCGCUAUUGGAUUACCACUUCCAUUGAGUAAUGCCUUUAUUCUCACUAUUUGUAUUGGUACUGACAUUCUACCUGCUAUUUCCUUUGCUUACGAAGAAGCUGAAAUUGAUAUCAUGACUCGUAAACCAAGAAAGAAGGAUGACCAUUUAGUGUCUCUUAGAUUGAUCACUCAUGCCUAUCUAUUAUAAGGAGUCAUAGCCACAUCUGCAGGAUUCUUUAGUUAUUUCAGUACAAUGAAUGAAUAUGGAUUUCCUCCAAAACUCAUUCUUAGUUUUAUGAACACACCAUACUAGUAAAUCCCCUGGGCUCCAAUCACUCUUGCAAAUGGGCAACCAUAUGCUCCACCUCCUACAAGUUGGGUUUGGGAUAUGCCUAAUAUGAACAAUCCAUUCUUAACAUAGCAGCCUUACAGUCCUAAUUGGUAAAUGGCACCAGUAUUGGUUCCCCCAUCAGAAAAUCAGAUUUAAGAUACAGUUGGAUUCUAAAACAUUCCAUUGAAUUGGAUUAAUCCAGAACUCAUCUAUUAUGAUUUGAGAUACAUCUUCGUUACUUAUAAUUCCACAUCCAAUAGAUGGUUCCCUGUGUUUGAGGAAUGGAACAACCAAUUUUCUGAUCAAUUGUGCAGAUACUUUGAUAGAUCAGAUUCACUUCUUGAAGGAUCUGGAUAUCCAAUCAAUACAAAUGCUUGCUUCAAAACUGCAGCCCUUAAAUAUGCCUAAACUUCCUAUUUCGUUGCUGUUGUCUUGGUCUAAUGGUCUAAUGUGUUCUCAUGCAAAUAACGUAAAAUGUCUUUGAUUUAUUCGCCAAUCAAUAAUGUCAUGUUCUACGGAGUCAUCCUUGAGACCAUCAUUUUCCUUUGCAUCGUGUACAUUCCAGGAGUCAAUACCUGGUUUGGUGCCAGACCAGUAGAUAUACUCAAUUUGGGAAUGCCUGGACUCCCAUAUUCCAUGUGUCUAUUUUGUUGGGAAGAAAUGCGUAAAUACUUCAUUAGAAACCUUCCAAAAGACGAGCAAAUACGAACCAAACUUCUUUGAAGCAAAUUCACGGUAUGGUGAGUGUACGGUAGUGACAUUAAUAUAAAUAAUAAAAUUUGUAUAGAAUUAUUUUAUAAA
Paramecium tetraurelia is the source of this 3690-nucleotide messenger RNA. RefSeq lists its product as uncharacterized. Gene Ontology annotation, molecular function: ATP binding; ATP hydrolysis activity; P-type sodium:potassium-exchanging transporter activity. Gene Ontology annotation, cellular component: membrane. The transcript is spliced from 9 exons. The record is from RefSeq and is a predicted model, not a curated record. Lineage: Eukaryota; Ciliophora; Oligohymenophorea; Peniculida; Parameciidae. Gene Ontology annotation, biological process: sodium ion export across plasma membrane; intracellular potassium ion homeostasis; proton transmembrane transport.